AUGGUCAAAAUGAACACAAUUGGGACGGUCAUUGUUAUUGCUUUAAUAGCAAUCUGCCAUAUUGAAGGACAGACGGCCGGAAGCAACGUUCCCGCUAGUCCACUCUGGCCCAUUUUCUCCCAGCUUCUCUCCACACAAACUGGCAGGUCAAUACAGGACAUAAACACGUUGGGUCUUAGCGACCCUACCAUUAACCAGCUCUGGACUUCGUAUACGGCCACUCUGUCGAAGAUGACCCAGACGCCCGCACCCACACAGACCACCACGUCAACGACGCCACCGCCUCUUCCUGAUUUAUACCAGUCAUCCUACGCCUUCAGUAGCAACAGCAACCAGGGCGCCAGCAGCAGGACUGGUGGUUCUAGCGCCAACACAGCCCAGAGCAGCAGCGGCAGCAGCAGCAGCAGCAGUAAUAGUGCACUGAGCUCCCUGUCGUACAAUGAUAUCCUCAGCUUGAUCAACAAGCUCUCCAAUGGGGGAUCAGCCUCUAACGCGCCAAGCAAGACUGCUACGACUGCACAAGACGUCAUGAAUGCCUACGCUCAGCUCUCGGCUGGAAACUCCGGCUCUUCUGGUUCAAACUCCGCCGCUGGAUCAACGGGCACGGAUUACCAGGCCUUGCUGCAGAAAUACAUGACAUCAAUGGCUGGAACAUCACCAACAGCUGGCAACAGCGGAUCUUCCGGGUCAUCGAGUUCUAGUCAAUCCUACCAAUCGCUGGUGGAUCAGUACAAUAGUCUGACAAACCAAGGAUCUUCUACAGGGUCGGCCUCUACCGGCUCUGCAAGUUACGAGCAACUGUUGCAGCAGUACAACCAGAUCAUGGGAAAGUCAUCAGGGUCCUCAUCUACUUCCAACAGCGGCGGCAGCCCGUCGUCGUCAGCGAUGGAAAAAUACACGGCAUUAAUAUCCCAACCUGGACCUGCUUCAGCCACGGCUGAUAAGCAGCUUCAAGAGAUGCUCAAAUAUUUAUCGGGGGGUAACACGGCAACCGCAGAUGCCUCCACAACCACAACUCCCUCUCCUACAUCAGCGUCGCCUCAAGAAACAUUUGAGAAGCAACUAGCCACAUUCUUCCCGCAGUUCAAAAGUCUUUUCCCGCAGUCGUCUUCAAACGCCAGCAGUGGCGCCGCUGCUGCAAGUACCGACCCAGCUCAGAUGAUUUUUGAUGCGUUGCUCUUCGCGCCCGGUAAACCCGCACCAACCGAAGCUGCGCCUGGAGCACCAACAGCAGCAGCCAAGGAAGCAGCAAACACCACUGCGCCAGCAGCACCAGUGAAUAAUUCUCCACUCAGUUAUAUCCAGAAUAUGGUCAACUCCAGAGGAGGUUCAGAAGCGCUGCUCUCCAACCAUGUUCAGAACGUCUUCAAGACUAGAGCAUCUCGGGAAAUGGGCUGUCGCUUCCUGCCGGAGUUGCUGGAGCUAGAUGUGCUACCUACUGCGCCAGUCAACUGCAUGAAUCGAUGUCCGUUCCCCUACGUGAACUCACAGCAGUAUGGGAUUUACUGUGUGUGCUGCCCGCCUGGAGUGAACGAGCAGACGGUGGGAAUGAUGUCCCUUGUCCGAGGCACCAGUUACAUGGAGACGCCCCUAACCGUGGUUUCCUGA
Molecule: messenger RNA, 1608 nt
Organism: Candidula unifasciata
Lineage: Eukaryota; Metazoa; Mollusca; Gastropoda; Stylommatophora; Geomitridae
Source: the annotation of a GenBank genome assembly